CUGUGAAUUUUAAUUGGAAAAUGAUUAAUGGUUUGUAGUGGUACAUGUUUGUUGCUGUCUAGCAUUUUGUUAAAGAUAAGUUAGAAAGGUCGAUAUUUGAUUAUGUCGGGGGAAGUUGGGUGCAGAAGAAGCACGAGAUGCAGAGAGAAAAAAGAGUUUCUAUGCAGCGCAAAUUGGUUAGGAGAAGGGAGCAAAGGUUAUCAGUGCAAGGAGCGAUUUGAAGACAGUGAGAAAUUGUUUAGGCAUUUGUUCGAUGCUAAAUAUGAUACUUUAUGUCCCGGAAUUCGAGGAAAAAUUGAGCAAGGGUUAUCCGUACGUGGUGAAAAGAUCGUGGAGAAACGGGAAGAAUUCAACUUUUUCAGAAAGUUGCUUAGUUGCUUCAAGCCGGUGAUGCCGGAGCCGAUCAGUUUUUUUGAUCAUAUGGUCAGAAGUUUUUUGAGAGGAGCAGGACUGGAGAAAAGAGUGGUUUAUUUUGGAGUUGAAUCGCUAAGAUGGGUGACAACGUUUGGUGAUGUUAAAGGCAAUUUUGGUGAAAUUAUUGGUGUGCCGGGUUUGGGUGAUUUGGAGGCAUCUCAGUGGAUUCGUGAUGCGGAAUGUGUGUUGGUGCCGUUUUACACAAAGUCUGAAUUUGGUUCACAUGGGAGUUUGGUUAUUGUGGGAGAAAAGGGUUGUCAUAAUUUUUGUUCUUCUGGGCUUUGUCAUAAAGAUGAGUGGGUGAAAUUUGUGAAAGUAUUAUUUGGUGAUAAUGUACUGAACAACCCAAAAAUGGGAAAGUGGUUGAGAAUGGAACAGAUGCUGAAGGUGGAUGUUCAGAGUAUAUUAGUAUGCAUGGAGUAUGGCUGUGGAUUAGUGAUGCUGUACCUUAUUAAGCAGUUUUUGUUUAAUCUGACUGAUGGAGAGUUGGACGUGAGCAAUUAUGCAGAAGAUGUGCGAACGAAGUUUGUAAGCUUUUGUAACGAAAUGGAAAAAGCGGAAGAUGAAGGCCAUGAGAGAAAGCCAAAGCGAUUGUUGGGAAAAUUUGUUACUGGGUGUGGGCUUGGGCCUUUUAAGACUCGUUGGCAGACAAAAUAUUACGAAGAAGUGCGCGCAUGUGUUGGUAAUUGGGCGUGUACUGGACCGGAGAGGAUCAUUGCCGUGAAGGCAUUUGGUGGCAUGCGAUUUUUUCUUGUGAAACACUUGGGUUAUUCGAACGACUGCAAUACAUAUGUUCCGGAGUUUUGCGUUCCAGAGGAUAUGAUUGAGAAUUUUUUUGCUGAACUGGAGAAACCGAGAAAGCGACGGAAGAUUUAACGUUUAA
Messenger RNA from Paramacrobiotus metropolitanus, 1297 nucleotides. RefSeq lists its product as uncharacterized. Bases 103 to 1290 code for a protein of 395 amino acids. The transcript is spliced from 3 exons. The record is from RefSeq and is a predicted model, not a curated record. Lineage: Eukaryota; Metazoa; Tardigrada; Eutardigrada; Parachela; Macrobiotidae.